This is a messenger RNA of Scatophagus argus, 1423 nucleotides long. RefSeq names its product protein SCO2 homolog, mitochondrial (gene sco2). The coding region runs from base 305 to 1144 and encodes 279 amino acids. The record is from RefSeq and is a predicted model, not a curated record. Lineage: Eukaryota; Metazoa; Chordata; Actinopteri; Scatophagidae. Gene Ontology annotation, biological process: mitochondrial respiratory chain complex IV assembly. The transcript has 3 exons.
CUAUAAGAUUAUUUUAUGUACAGUUAACCUGCACUUGGCUCUGAGUAAUGCGUCACGUGAGGGCGCCAUCUUGUGGACGGUUUUUGGUCGUUACAGCAUCACUCGGGACAGACACGAAUCUGCUGAUAUCAACCCGCGACUGAGCCAGAGAAUCAUUCGAAUCGGCUGAAGUGAACUCAGUUUGAGGUAAAAGCUCAUGUGCUUCACAACCGGCUCACCUUGACUCCGUUAGCUCCAUGUUCAACCAGGGAAGCUGAAUGUUUGGAGAGCAAAGGUACGUAAAGGAAGACGUUCGGAGUGAAAGAUGCUGUGGUUCCGGUGCAUUGUGGGUGAUCUGCGUGAAGGAGGAAGACUUCUGAGAGGCCUUCCUCGGGUCCAGAAGACGUUUGUCUCCUCACCAGUGACCUGCGGGCGUCAGCAAGUCGGACUUGUUUGUCCUCGCCGGCUCCCUCAGCUGACCCAGAGGUGUUUUCUGUCUCAGGGUCAGAACUCGUCUGUUAGCUCUGCUAAACUGAAGCUGACCACUCGCCUGGCGGUGACUCUGCUGUUCGGCGGUGGCUUGCUGGCUGCCUGGUGGUUUGUGGACUUGGAGAAGCAGCAGAAGCUGCAGCAGCAGCGCAUGAAGCAGCUGCAACAGGUGGCUGUGGGUCAGGGAAACUUCAGCCUCCUGGACCACAGGGGGCAGCGCAGGACCAAGAAGGACUUCCUAGGCAGCUGGGUGCUGCUGUACUUUGGUUUCACGCACUGCCCUGACAUCUGUCCUGACGAGCUGGACAAGCUGAGCUCCGUGGUGUCCGCUCUGGACCGGGACGCCUCGCUGCCGCCCGUCCAGCCCCUCUUCAUCACUGUGGACCCAGAGAGGGACGACGUGCCAGCGCUGGCCCGUUACGUCAAAGACUUCCACCCGCGCCUGGUCGGACUGACAGGAACUCCAGAGGAGGUGACAGAGGCGGGACGGGACUACAGAGUUUACGCCAGUCCCGGACCCAAAGAUGAGGAUGGAGACUAUAUUGUGGACCACACCAUCCUGAUCUAUCUGAUCAGUCCUGACGGGCUGUUUGUGGACUAUUACAACAGGAUGAAGAACGAGGAACAGAUCGCUCAGAGCGUCAGGAACCACAUCAUCAACUACGUCAAACUCUGAAGAACCCGAAUGUGACGAGAAAACGACAAAAACACCAUUCACCACCAGGACCAUCGACACCGAAUCUCGUGCUGAAAGCUUUAGUUCUCUUGUGUUCAGUCGUUCUCUGAAAUUACAGAAAAUUAAACGUUUUGUCUGCAGUCUCACGUUUGAGGCCAAAGAUCGAACAGAGUUAAUCGUUUCCAGUUUGACCAGUGAGCUCAGUAAACCGGACUGUCGGUCGGACGAAAACAAGGCGUUAUCAUGAAAACAACUUCAUUAAAAUUGUGUGCAUUUGGA